AUGAGACCAAGCAACACACCUUAUGUACUCUGCUUAUCGUGUAUUGUGCUUUCCGGCUCCGUGAAUUCUCAGAAAAAUUGUUCUAAUGGCUGGUUUGGAUCUAAAUGUAACUACAAAUGUCGAUGUACCUAUGAUGCGUGUGACGAGCGUGGGGAGUGUACAACCCCGAAUAUUUGUCAGGCAGGAUGGUUCGGUCCUGGAUGUCAGUAUGCUGACCUAGCCUACAAUAGAACAGAUCAGCAAGAUGUGGCAGAUGGCAACGACGCUACAUGUCUUUCUGGCAACGUCCAAAAUAUAAAUGUAUUGCUGAACGAUACAAUAUAUUUUUCAUGGCUUAGGCUCAUCGUGUCAGCGACAGGAUCAGCUUACCUCAAGGACCUAUCAGUGAGGUUCCACAUCAGCAAUUCAGAAGUCACCUGCCCCGGCAUGCAGAAGGAAUUUGUGGGCAAAAUGACCCUGGACAUGCACUGUGAACUCCCCGACUUUAUAGACGAAGUGAGUUUGGAGGGCGAGGCGGCUAGCUAUGCCUGUUCAGUCUACGUCAGUGGAGGUCGUAAUGUGGCACUGAGGGAGAACACAACCCAGAGUUCUAAUCUCUCUCACGCGUCUGGAGGCACCACUAUCUUUUUCACGUCAGACCUAGCUGUGGACGGCAAUAGAGAAGCAAUAUUUUUUGACGGCAAGACAUGCACGCACACUGACUUAUUACAAACAACGCCCCAACUCACGUGGAGUCUGACACUGUCAAAGCCACGUCGGGUCAAUAGAUAUCUAAUUUUCAGCCGAGGUGGUG
Molecule: messenger RNA, 793 nt
Organism: Candidula unifasciata
Lineage: Eukaryota; Metazoa; Mollusca; Gastropoda; Stylommatophora; Geomitridae
Source: the annotation of a GenBank genome assembly